CUUCUUCCUUCUCGUCCGGGGCGUCAGAAAGAAAAUCAUUCUCCUCCUCGUACUCUAAGAAAGUAUCUGUGACGAUCCUUCAAAGUAUCGGCAUUACCGUAGUGGUGCGACCGGGAGAAAAGGCAGCGAUCAACAUGUUCUUGGAAAAGGACAUCUACGUCAUCAAAUGGAGAGCGCAGUUCUUUGCUGCUGGCUACGUCAGAGUCAAGUGGUGUAACCGGUGGGCAACGCUUCACAUCAGCCAGCUAUUAGACCAGCGAGAACGCGAGUUCUUCGCUUUCGGGACAAUAAAAUAUCACGACCGCUACCAGUGGGUUGCCAAGGUGACCGUCUACGAUAAGCACGGAAACCUGCUCGGCAGCCCUCCCCAGACGCUUUUGCCGAACGCUCCGCCGCCGCGUCUCAGCACUAGCGACCUCGUGGUUCCAUCUAUUAACCGUGGAAAUAAGCCGAGCGUGGGGAAGAAACGGUGGUGGAACCAGAGCUCUCGGAAAGAACGCCGUGAUAAAUUGUAUAGCUCUCCUGCGAGAGUGUUGCCCACAUCAAACACGCAUCGAAGGAAACAAGACCGCCGCGGUCCUGUUAUAAAGGAAUUGAACGUCUCCUAGUCGCGAUGUCUGCUCCGCACUAUAAUCUAUUAUUGUGUUUGUAGAUAAUAAGCGAUGGGCGCGAUGGGCGCGUUGCGAUCCGAACAUCGGGUCUCUGGAGUGUGUCAUGACGCCAACGAGCGGCUUGCUCUCAGAAAAUCUGCUCAAAACUCAUUUAAUACGUUUACAUCAUGUUUGAGAUAUAAUUGGUAUAUAUCAUAGCUGUUUAGUAGAAGUUACUGUAAGAAAGUACGAUUUAUAAUUAACUUAUAUCGCCGCACAAAAGAACAUUUUAAUAUUUUAUUUAAAUAGCAAUAUUCCACGAGGGACCGUUAUCAUCUGUUGAUGUGUAUAAUUCAUUGUAUCAUUUGCUUCAUAAAAAAAUUUAAUGAUCUAUUCUA
This is a messenger RNA of Priapulus caudatus, 988 nucleotides long. RefSeq lists its product as uncharacterized. The transcript has 2 exons. Lineage: Eukaryota; Metazoa; Priapulida; Priapulimorpha; Priapulimorphida; Priapulidae. Bases 135 to 608 code for a protein of 157 amino acids. The record is from RefSeq and is a predicted model, not a curated record.